Molecule: messenger RNA, 375 nt
Organism: Jatropha curcas
Lineage: Eukaryota; Viridiplantae; Streptophyta; Magnoliopsida; Malpighiales; Euphorbiaceae
Source: RefSeq, a predicted model, not a curated record
AUGAGAAAAGUCCAUGAAGGAGUUUGUGGUACUCAUCUAAGCGGCAUAAGCCUAGCAAGAAAAUUCAUGAGGCAAGGAUAUUUCUGGAUGCAGAUGGAAGGUGACUGUGUUCAGUAUGUGCGUCAUUGCAAAGCUUGCCAAUAUCACGACAAUAAAAGCCACUUACCUGCUGUUGAACUCCAUCCAAUGACUCCUUCUUGGCCUUUUUCUGCAUGGGGCAUAGACGUUAUCGGCAAAAAGACAUCAUCGGCAAAAUCUCAACGCAGGCAGGCAUUGAAUGGCCGCCAUCAGUAUAUAUUGGUUGCAGUUGACUACUUGCUCCUAGAUGGAUUGAGGCUAGUCUUACAAAACCUUAACCGCCAAACAUGUGGCUAG